Perognathus longimembris pacificus (Pacific pocket mouse) is the source of this 524-nucleotide messenger RNA. Its product is annotated as cytochrome c oxidase subunit 8A, mitochondrial. Gene Ontology annotation, biological process: mitochondrial electron transport, cytochrome c to oxygen. The transcript has 2 exons. The record is from RefSeq and is a predicted model, not a curated record. The coding region runs from base 83 to 292 and encodes 69 amino acids. Gene Ontology annotation, cellular component: mitochondrion. Lineage: Eukaryota; Metazoa; Chordata; Mammalia; Rodentia; Heteromyidae.
AUCCGGGACUUCCGGCCCGUGUAGCCAUUUUGCCUUCCUGACCUUGGGUCGCUGCGCUCGCCGUCUCCGGCCUCGCGCGGUCAUGUCUGUCCUGACGCCGCUGCUGCUGAGGGGCCUCACGGGCUCGGCCCGGCGGCUGGUGGUGCCGCGCGCCCAGGUCCACUCGAAGCCGCCGCGGGAGCAGCUCGGGAGCGUGGAUGUCGCCGCUGCACUCACCUCCUGCUUCCUGUGUUUCUUCCUGCCUGCGGGCUGGGUCCUGUCACAUCUGGGAAACUACAAGAAGCGGGAGUAAAGGGGGCUGUGCUCCUGGAAGCUGUGACUAGACUACUCUCGCCGGCCCAUUCUGAUCAUGGCUCCUGCAUUUCUGGCUGGCCUUCCUGGAUCAUGUCCUUCAGCUCAUCACCUCUUCUGCAAUCAUGACUUCCACCAUAGCCUUGUGGUGACACCUGGAAUCAUGUAUAUUGAUUGGCUCUGCUCUGUGGGGGCGCUCUGGUAACAAUAAAGUCUACUUAAAUCUCCAAAAA